Cherax quadricarinatus is the source of this 1030-nucleotide messenger RNA. NCBI's taxonomy places the organism in Eukaryota, Metazoa, Arthropoda, Malacostraca, Decapoda, Parastacidae. The record is from RefSeq and is a predicted model, not a curated record.
CUCUCCCCCUGGGCUAGUGAUGGACGGCGUGUACCUAACGGACGUUAGGGUCCUCUUGCCGGUUGUGGCUUCCUCUCUCGCCCUCUUGGCCACAGUUAUCACCGUCUGCGUCUGCGUCAGGAAGAAGCCUCCCCCAGCCUCCCCCCAGAGCGGCGGGGACAGCACCGGCACAGCAGUACAGGACAACAAGGAGAACAUGAAACAGAGAGAACAAUACUAUGCCACUGUCCGCAAAACCUCACCUCACCGAGACCCAGCUGCUCUGGAGCGCAUCCCAGAGUAUGCAGACGACAUCUACCCUUAUGCGACUUUCCAGAUGAACAACAGCCAACAGCAACAGCAGACCCAGCGACCCCGCCUGCAGCAACCAACUCCACAGCAACACCACAACCCCUCCCACGGACACUACCAACCAUGCCCCUACAAGGAGGUCAUGGCCGGUAGAGAGCGCUUGUCAAGCACUGGGGAGACCUACUGCCGUGUCGGAAGUGGAGAUGGUAGCGGCAAUGGUGGUGGCGGAGGGGUCGGCGGCGGCGGCGGCGGCGGAGGAGGAGGAGGAGGCAAAGGUGGUAGCGUUUUAGGUGUCCGUGGACGGCACCCGACGCCAGGGCCGCGCUCGGUCAAAUCGGAGAGUGAGGAGUACGACACAUUCGGCUCCGACUCCGACACUGACCCACCGGCCUCGUCCCGGACGGAGUCGUCGAACCAGCUGGACCAGGACAGGUCAGGGCCGAUGAGAGCUGUGCAUCAUAGUAAGUCCCACCCACAACACGCCCAUUUGUUGCACUCUGCCCAUCCCCUUCCUCACCCAUACCCACAACAUGCCUUUCUGUCCACUCUGCUUACCCACAGUCCCCACCACUGCCCAUUUGAUAUACUCCUCCCAUCCUCACUCUUGCCCAUAACACGUCCAUUUGUCGCAGUCUGCCUACUGUUUCAUAACUGCCCACAAUACGCACAUUUAACACACACAAUGCUGAAUCACCUUCGCCCCACACCACCACCCUCAACACGCCCAUAUCAAAUUUAA